GAAGCUUCCGACGUGAACCAACUUCCUUUUUCUUGAAACUGGACCAUGCAAUCCAUGGGACUUCCUCUGUAUAUCGCCGUGCUCUCGACUCUCUAUUCGCUCCGUCUGCCUCCGUAUUGCUUGAUUGGUCUGGAUCUGUAGCCUCUUCAUUACUGGCGACCGACGUCACCAAUACGGUAUACUGUUGAUUGUGUACUCUUAUUUUCCUGGGUACCUCGUUCAGGCCGGCGCAAGCCCCUCUGGCAGCAGCCAUCAUCUGAAAUCAUAUUUUCUGCUCGAAACGACAGACUCGUGGCUGGAGGACAAGCCCACCGUAUCACAGAAAUGCCGAACAACUCCAUUGUGUCACCGUUUCGGAUCUCGAACAAGGAUUCGGAGAAGCUGAAUCGCAACGAUGCUUUCAAAGCGGUCAGGGACCACCUGAGACGCCAAGAGAUGGGAAUGGAUGCUCCUAGCUUCUGUUCAUUGCACCGUCGCUCUUGUUCCAACCGGGACCAGGAGGAGUUUCGUCUCCAUCGGGAUAUCAUCCACACCAUUCUCCUCCCCUUGUUCCUCCUCCACCAUCAGGCCUCCCGAAUUGCGACCAGCGCCUUACCCGGGAUCAAAUCGACGGACUGCGAACGUGCUUUUCGGGGAGAAGCACGCAGCGCCUACGCCUGGCUACAAUGCAUCCUCAGGGAGGAGCACGACUGGUACCAGACAGAGCGCUGCCCAGCGUGCAUCGUUUUACACGUCCUUAACUCUGAGCCGACCAUCCGAUUUGUUGCCGUGGCGUGCCUGUUGUCGGACAACCUACAAGGAUUAAGCCCGAUCGACGCGCAAAAGCGACUUCCCAGCUUCGAUUUCUUUUUCGAUGCGUUGGAAGGGGCAGUCCGAGAGGACCCUUUCUGGGGCAGUGACUUUUGGCCGGAUAUUGAGCACCGCGCGCGUACGUUGACGGAUGGUGUCAAGCAGCUGGUGGUGCAGUGUCUGGUACUCCGAGCCGCUGUGGAGCGCCAGAGCCUGCAGUCUCAAUCGCUGUACAACCCCGCUACUUAUGUUCGGUGCGACUUAACGCAGCAGCAAACGGGCCACACUGUUGCCAUGAGGUCGUCAAAUUUCGCCCGCAAGCACUCUCAAAAGACGGUCGAGGAGCACAAGUGUCUUGCUGCUAAGGUGUCUGCCAACAGGUGUCUGCAGACUCACUACAGUGACGCAACUCAGGCACUGCACCCUCGCAGCCACGCCGCAUCCCGGAGAAGAACUGUCACCUCCUGAGCAUGUGUAGGGUUACGUCUCUUUUGGACGUUCACUACAAUUACUCGCCCCAGAUCUACCGAUCUACCGGAUCUACCCUAGCGGCCAGACUCAGACGACCAAACGGUCGCCCCAGUUGGCCUCGCUCUUCCAAGCUGCCGAGGCGAACAAGCUGGAAGAUGCUGACGCGGGCCUGCCACAGACAGCCCGGCCUGGACCUUAUAUGCAGCAAGAUGGAGCUUGGCUCUGACGUAAGGUCAUCGGUGUAUGUAGCCACACGCUUGGCAUUACGGAACGCCGAGUCGAUUAGGCUGCAACAUCCACAGGGCUAGAGCACGGAUUACUGUCAAGUCAUGGCUUGGCAUAGAAAUCCGUUCUGAA
Messenger RNA from Aspergillus novofumigatus IBT 16806, 1617 nucleotides. RefSeq lists its product as uncharacterized. Bases 325 to 1257 code for a protein of 310 amino acids. The transcript is spliced from 2 exons. Lineage: Eukaryota; Fungi; Ascomycota; Eurotiomycetes; Eurotiales; Aspergillaceae. The record is from RefSeq and is a predicted model, not a curated record.